Messenger RNA from Pantherophis guttatus, 858 nucleotides. It is a transcript of the gene GSC2, whose product is annotated as goosecoid homeobox 2. The record is from RefSeq and is a predicted model, not a curated record. NCBI's taxonomy places the organism in Eukaryota, Metazoa, Chordata, Lepidosauria, Squamata, Colubridae. Gene Ontology annotation, cellular component: nucleus. Gene Ontology annotation, molecular function: RNA polymerase II cis-regulatory region sequence-specific DNA binding; DNA-binding transcription factor activity, RNA polymerase II-specific. Gene Ontology annotation, biological process: regulation of transcription by RNA polymerase II.
AGCUGUGAUACCACGGAGGAAGAUGUCAACCGAAGUUCCUUCAGCACCUGAGCUGGAGAAGUGUCGCCAGAAGAAGCCCUACUCCUUCACCAUCGAGAGCAUCCUUUCGGGCUCGGCGGAGACCAGAGCCCCCGUCCUCUUCCCUUUCUGUUUCCGAGGUAUUUGGGAGCAGGAGGACCCCAAAACCUUGUGCUUUUGGGGGAACCUGGCCACCGAGGAAGAAGAGACAGAGGAAGGAGAAAGAGUUGGGUCGUCCUCGUGCAGCUGUUGCUGCUGUCCCAGGGAGCAAGUCCGCACCUGGCAAGACGGUGCAAAUUGGCUGGGGGACACCAGGUACGCGUGGCCCAUGAGGCUCUUCUACCCCCUGGCCAGGCCUUGCAGGAAUCACCGCGGCAGCCCGAGCGAGCUUCAAAGCUUCCAGCAGAUCCAGCGACGGACACGGCGACAUCGGACCAUCUUCACGGAGGACCAGCUCCAGGCCUUGGAGACCCUUUUCCAUAAGAAUCAAUAUCCAGACGUGAUCACCAGGGAACACUUAGCCAGCCAGAUCCACCUGAAGGAAGAGAGAGUUGAGGUAUGGUUUAAAAACCGCCGAGCCAAAUGGAGACAUCAGAAAAGAGCGACGGCUUCGUCACUCAUCCUUCCUGGAGCCAAGAUUUCCUCCGAAGAGAACUGUUAACGGAACCGGUUGAACCCAGAUUAUCCAUGCAGCAAAAAGCUAUAGGUUAGCGGAGUUCACAUAUCCUCUGUUUUGAUUAACCACGAUUGAUUGAUCCAUCAGCUCACGUCAGGCUGUGUUUAGUCGUUACACCUGAUUGGAUUCCAUGCCAUGAUAGCUCAGUAGAUUACAGUCCUUGA